Diachasma alloeum is the source of this 1755-nucleotide messenger RNA. RefSeq names its product esterase E4. The transcript is spliced from 7 exons. Bases 1 to 1692 code for a protein of 563 amino acids. NCBI's taxonomy places the organism in Eukaryota, Metazoa, Arthropoda, Insecta, Hymenoptera, Braconidae. The record is from RefSeq and is a predicted model, not a curated record.
AUGGCUCGUCAAUUCAUUGCUAUUCUCGGGUGUAUUUCCGUGCUCGCGUUGGGGUCAGUAAAUUGUGAGGAUGCGUCUGCAAACCCUGAAGUGACCUUUAGCUUGGGCAAGGUCAAGGGCUCGCUACUCGAGUCUCGAUUAGGCAAGAAAAUUUACGCCUUCAGAGGACUCAGAUAUGCUGAGGGACCGAUUGGGCCUCUUCGAUUCAAGCUUGCAGUACCAGCUAAACCCUGGACCAACGUUUUUGAUGCCUCUGAAGAGGGUCCAUCCUGCCCCAGACAGGGCGGACAAAACAAGAGCGAUGACUGCCUCCGCUUGAAUGUCUACAGCACCAAGCUGGGACCUGAAACAAAAAGACCAGUCAUAGUAUUCUUCCAUCCUGGUGCAUUUGUUGGAUUCUCUGGACAGAGUUAUGUUUUUGGGCCUCAGUAUCUAAUGGACGAAGAUAUUGUUCUGGUCACCGUGAAUUUUCGCCUUGGUGCAAUAGGAUUCACAGCCACUGGUGACGCCUUAUCUCCCGGUAAUUUGGGCCUGAAGGAUCAAGUUGAGGCCCUGCGCUGGAUCCAAAAAAACAUCGCUCCAUUCGGUGGCGAUCACGAUUCAGUAACAAUCGUUGGAUACAGUGCAGGCGCGUGGAGCACAGCUCUUCACAUGCUCUCACCAAUGUCAAAAGGUCUGUUUCAUCGGGCAGUCUCCAUGAGUGGUUCCCCCACCAAGCCAGCACCUAUGCCUUAUGAGCAAACGGAAAUCGCUAAGAAACAGGCGACUCUGGUUGGAUGUCCUAAUGACAGUACUGAGAGGAUUCUCUCGUGCAUGGAGAAGGUUCCACACGAGAAAAUGGUCUCGACCUUUGGGCAGUUCAUGGAGUGGCAUGAUAAUCCCAUUCGCGUCUGGGGUCCGGUUGUUGAGCCUGAUAUUCCUGGAGUCGAGAGGUUCAUUGUUGGACAGCCUGAUGAAUUGAUCAGGCAGGGAAAAUUUCACAAGGUGCCGUAUAUGGCGGGUACUACGCGGGAUGAAUUUGCAAGUUUGGCCAGAUUACCUGUUGUUGAAGCAAGAAAAGGUAACAAUUCCAUAUUCGAUGAUUUGAAUGAGAAUUGGGAUGACAUAGCUCCAAUCAUCUUCAGUUACGAGAGAAAUACAACUAAGUCGAAACAGAUCAGUAAAGAGCUGAGGGAUUUUUACUUCAAGGGAGAGAAGAUUGGAUUGGCUAAUUGGGAAAAAUUAGGACAGUUGUUUUCCGACUCCAUCGUGAAAUUUCCAGUAAAUCGCAUGGUGAAUUUGGUCGCUGCGCACUCGGAUCAACCGGUAUAUUAUUACCAUUUUGUGUACCAAGGCCGAAGGAGUUAUUACGUUUGGACUGACACAAGGAAACCUAUGGGUGUUGGUCAUCAUGACGAGCUGAUGUAUCUCUUCUUCAUGAAAGUCUUCUUCCCCUACCUCGAGCCCGAUGCACCAGAAAUUCCUACGGUCAAACACCUGACAGCCAUGUGGGCGAGUUUCGCAAAAACUGGGAAUCCCAUCCCUCGGGAUAAUCCGUUGUUCAGGGGCAUUAAGUGGGACAGAUUUACACCUGAAAACAAGAAGUACCUCGAAAUCAAUGGAACACUCACAAUGAAGAGAAAUGUGAACGGAGCAAGGAUGGAAGCCUUCGACAGAAUUUUCCCUCUAGCUCCUCUGAAAUCAAAACAUUGAAUUCUCACGUGUAAUGUUACUCUACCUCACCUCCUAUUAAAAUCAAUCGCUAAGCUAGUUUUA